AGCUCCACGGAGAGAUAUAGAGAGAGAGAGAGAGAGAGAGAGAGAGCGUUGAGCAAAACAGAAGCCGAAGAAGACGACUUAUUUAAGGGAGAUCAAAGUAUGGUCGUGUCGUUUCUUGUGUUGUGUGAGGUCCAGAGAUUGAUAAAUUUCUGAAAGUAGAGAGGGACACAGAUAAAUAGAGAUAGAUUAUUAAGUGUAGACUGAUAAAGAAAGAUAGUUUGUUCAUAGGAUCAUGAAGUAUAUAGAUGGGAAACUGGGUUCUCAACCUGAUACAAUGUCCCGGGUUGUUCCUAUGGCAAUAAUAUUUGUUGUAUUUUGCGGGUUUUCCUUCUAUCUUGGUGGACUUUACUGUUCUGAGAGGAACAAAAUUGAAGUCAAGGAUGUUGCAAAGGAAGUUUCAUCUCCUAAGGAAUCAGUGGUUGCUCCUCUCCAAAUUAAAUCAGUAGACUUCCCCGAAUGCACCAGUGAUGAUCAAGACUACAUUCCGUGCAUGGAUCCAAGGAGAUGGAAGAAGUAUGGUGUUCAGCGGCUUACCUUCAUGGAACGUCACUGUCCUCCAGUAAUUGAAAGGAAGGAAUGUUUAGUUCCACCACCAGACGGUUAUAAGCCACCAAUUAAAUGGCCAAAGAGCAGGGAUGAAUGUUGGUACAGGAAUGUACCAUAUGAUUGGAUCAACAAGCAGAAAUCUAAUCAGAACUGGCUGAGGAAAGAGGGGGAGAAAUUCCAAUUUCCUGGUGGAGGUACUAUGUUUCCUAGAGGAGUAGGUGACUAUGUUGAUCUGAUGGAAGAUCUAAUCCCAGAAAUGAAAGAUGGAACUGUUCGCACUGCCAUUGAUACUGGGUGUGGGGUUGCCAGCUGGGGCGGUAAUCUAUUAGAUAGGGGGAUCCUAACUCUUUCUCUUGCUCCAAGAGACAAUCAUGAGGCUCAAGUCCAGUUUGCAUUGGAGCGUGGAAUUCCUGCAAUCCUAGGAAUCAUUGCCACACAACGCCUUCCUUUCCCUUCUAGCUCAUUUGAUAUGGCUCAUUGCUCAAGAUGCCUCAUUCCUUGGACUGAAUAUGGUGGUAUCUAUCUUCUUGAAGUUCACCGCAUACUCCGUCCUGGUGGAUUCUGGGUCUUGUCUGGUCCUCCAGUUAACUAUAAACGUCGUUGGCGAGGGUGGAACACCACAAUUGAAGAGCAGAGAUCAGAUUAUGAGAAGUUGGAAGAAUUUCUAACUUCAAUGUGCUUCAAACUUUACAACAAGAAGGAUGACAUUGCUGUGUGGCAGAAAGCUUCAGAUAAUGAUUGCUACAGCAAGGUUGCUGAACCUGAUGCAUACCCUCCAAAAUGUGAUGACAGCCUUGAACCGGAUUCUGCGUGGUACACUCCACUUCGUUCUUGUGUUCUUGUUCCUAACCCAAAACUUAGGACAAUGGCUCUGGAAUCCAUCCCAAAAUGGCCAGAGCGAUUGCAUGUUGCUCCUGAACGUAUUUCUGAAGUUCGUGGUGGUAGUGCUAGCACUUUUAAACAUGAUGACAGCAAAUGGAAGGUGCGAGCAAAGCACUACAAAAAGUUACUGCCAGAUAUUGGGUCUGACAAGAUAAGAAAUGUGAUGGACAUGAAUACAGUUUAUGGAGGUUUUGCAGCAGCUGUGAUUGAUGAUCCCUUGUGGGUUAUGAAUGUGGUCUCUUCUUAUGCUGUCAACACCCUUCCUGUGGUUUAUGACCGAGGCCUUAUUGGAACAUACCAUGAUUGGUGUGAAGCUUUCUCAACUUACCCUCGAACAUACGACCUCCUUUACCUUGAUGGUCUUUUUACUACAGAAAGCCACCGAUGUGAUAUGAAGUACGUGCUCUUAGAGAUGGAUCGGAUCCUCCGACCCAGUGGUUAUGCGCUAAUAAGGGAAUCCAGCUAUUUUGUGGAUGCCAUUGUGACCAUUGCCGAGGGAAUGAGGUGGAGGUGUAGUAAAGAAGACACUGAAUAUGGUGUUGAGAAGGAGAAGAUAUUGAUUUGCCAGAAAAAGCUUUGGUACUCUUCCAAUCAGAGUUGAAUAUGAUAGAAAUAGAAAUCCUAGUUGCAGUGUUGGUGAUCUCCAAAAAGCUGUGUAUUGGAAUACAGGAAUUCCAGGUGAUACUCACCAGAUAUCAGUAAAGUUCAAUACUUCACCAGCAAUUAAUUGGUCCUACUCAAUAACAUAGUUUUGUUAAUUUAUUCUUUGCAUAUAUUGUUGCUAUUUUUUUUUAGUUCCCCUUAUUUUUGGUUUUAAUUUUUUUCCCUGUGCAUGUUAGAGACUACUUGAUAUUGCAAGUGCAUAUAAGAAUUUGUGAGGAUUCAAGAAGCCUCAACAUCACAGAUUGUGAUAUCUUUGUAACGAGAUUCAUGAAGGUAAUGUUCUCAUUGAAAUUUCA
Molecule: messenger RNA, 2387 nt
Organism: Manihot esculenta (cassava)
Lineage: Eukaryota; Viridiplantae; Streptophyta; Magnoliopsida; Malpighiales; Euphorbiaceae
Product: probable methyltransferase PMT20
Exons: 9
Coding region: 233-2029 (598 amino acids)
Cellular component (GO): trans-Golgi network; cytoplasm; endosome
Molecular function (GO): methyltransferase activity
Source: RefSeq, a predicted model, not a curated record